Messenger RNA from Athene cunicularia (burrowing owl), 3169 nucleotides. RefSeq names its product solute carrier family 7 member 5 (gene SLC7A5). Lineage: Eukaryota; Metazoa; Chordata; Aves; Strigiformes; Strigidae. Gene Ontology annotation, cellular component: membrane. Bases 42 to 1631 code for a protein of 529 amino acids. The record is from RefSeq and is a predicted model, not a curated record. Gene Ontology annotation, molecular function: L-amino acid transmembrane transporter activity; neutral L-amino acid transmembrane transporter activity. The transcript is spliced from 10 exons. Gene Ontology annotation, biological process: amino acid transmembrane transport; neutral amino acid transport.
CCCGCUCCGCCGCCCCGCGCCGCGCUCCGCACCUCGUCACCAUGUCGGGCAGCGGCGGCGGCAGCAGCACCGGCAACGCGGUGAAGAAGAGGAGCCCGGCGGGCUCGGCCUCCUCGCUGGCGCAGGAGGAGGAGAAGCAGGCGAUGGAGAAGAUGCUGGAGACGGCGAGCGGUGGGGCGCAGGAGAACGGUUGCGCCCGCUCGCCCUCGCCCUGCGCCUCCGCCGAGGGUGAAGGGGUGACCCUGCAGCGCUCCAUCACGCUGCUCAACGGCGUGGCCAUCAUCGUGGGCACCAUCAUCGGUUCCGGCAUCUUUGUCACCCCCACGGGUGUUCUGCGAGAGGCCGGUUCGCCGGGGCUGUCUCUGGUGGUGUGGGCCGUCUGCGGGGCCUUCUCCAUCGUGGGUGCCCUCUGCUACGCUGAGCUGGGCACCACCAUCACCAAAUCCGGCGGGGACUAUGCCUACAUGCUGGAGGUGUACGGCUCCCUGCCCGCCUUCCUCAAGCUCUGGAUAGAGCUGCUCAUCAUCCGGCCCUCCUCGCAGUACAUCGUGGCUCUGGUCUUUGCCACCUACCUGCUCAAGCCCAUCUUCCCCACCUGCCCGGUGCCCGACGAGGCUGCCAAGCUGGUGGCCUGUCUCUGUGUCCUGCUCCUCACAGCAGUGAACUGUUACAGCGUGAAGGCUGCUACUCGUGUUCAGGAUGCCUUUGCCGCGGCAAAACUGCUGGCGCUGGCUUUGAUCAUCAUUCUUGGCUUCGUGCAGCUUGCAAAGGGUGAUGUGACAAACCUGACUCCCGAGCACUCCUUCGAAGGCACGAAAGUAGGUGUGGGGAACAUCGUCUUGGCUUUGUACAGCGGCCUCUUUGCCUACGGAGGAUGGAAUUACUUGAAUUUUGUUACGGAAGAGAUGAUCAAUCCCUACAGAAACCUGCCUCUGGCUAUCAUCAUCUCGCUACCUGUAGUCACUCUGGUUUAUGUGCUGACAAACUUGGCUUACUUCACGACCCUGUCGACGGACCAGAUGCUGACGUCCGAAGCCGUGGCUGUGGAUUUUGGGAACUACCACCUUGGCGUCAUGUCCUGGAUCAUACCCGUCUUUGUUGGCUUAUCGUGCUUUGGAUCUGUUAAUGGAUCUCUCUUCACUUCUUCCCGGCUGUUCUUCGUGGGAUCCCGAGAAGGACACUUGCCUUCCAUCCUGUCUAUGAUCCACCCCAGGCUCCUCACUCCCGUGCCGUCCCUCAUCUUUACGUGCGUCAUGACCCUGCUCUAUGCCUUCUCCAACAACAUUUUCUCAGUCAUUAACUUCUUCAGCUUCUUCAACUGGCUGUGCGUGGCUCUGGCCAUCAUCGGCAUGAUGUGGCUGCGUUAUAAGAAGCCAGAGCUGGAAAGGCCCAUCAAGGUGAACAUCUGCCUGCCCGUUUUCUUCAUCCUGGCCUGCUUGUUCCUCAUUGCUGUGUCCUUCUGGAUGACGCCGAAGGAAUGUGCGAUUGGCUUUGCCAUCAUCUUCAGCGGGAUCCCUGUUUACUUCUUCGGGGUCUGGUGGCAAAACAAGCCCAAGUGGGUUCUCCAAGGCAUCUUCUCUGCAACAGUCCUGUGCCAGAAACUGAUGGAAGUGGUUCCGCAAGAAUCAUAAGCAGGAAAAGCAGAGACACUCAGCUCGAGGAAACGCACAAUAUUAUUUUAAGACGACACAAGGAGAAAACGCUUCUGAUCCCUCGUAAACAAAACCUAGGCACUGGAGCACCCCGUCGGAGCUGCUUGACGUCUGACACCAUGCCCCUGGCUCUGCCUUGCCUCCUCCAGCCCCUCCGUCACCACCUUUUAGCCUGGCAGAUGAGCAACCCUGUGAUGAGAAGUUCUUGGUACGAACGUGGGCCAAGAGGAGGAAUUCCCGAUGGCAGCUUCAAAGGGGUCCUGCCCGUCUGGCAGCAGCGAGUCGGAUCAGCAUCUGUGUGUGUGUGUGUGUGUGUGUGUAACACUGAGGGCUGUACUUAGUUCUGUGUAGGCUUACUCAGUUUGGGCCUGGGAUCCCCCAGAUGACAGCCAAUCUGCUCAUGAGCCCAGUUUGAGUGUUCCCAGCUGUACAAACGUGCCCGGGGCUGGGGCUGGGACAGUCACAGAGCUGCAGGGUGGUCCUGAGCCCGGCCUACCUGCCUUACCUGGUCCGGGGGCGUGGUUGUGAAGCGAGGGGUGGCUGAUGUUGGCUCACACACACACACACACACACAAACUCAUACCAAAAUACAUGCUGCUGGAUGCUGUGGACUCUGUCCACUGGCAGUGACUUAUGUGAGACAAGGCAGAGCAGAAUUAGUGUCAGAGAAUUGAUGUGGGGAGGCCUCAUCUGACUUUCACUGCGUUCCUGACUAGAGCACUCGGGGUCCCCUGCCACUGUCUGGCUUUUAACUCUCAGAUCCAAGCCAUCUCCCUGCUAUUGAGCCGGUCCUCCGGGAUGCUCUUCACCACAAUGCCCAUCCCGUGGCUCUGUGAAUUAGCACUGGGGCAGGUGCAGGCCUGAGGGUGAAGUUCCUUCUGAUAAACCCAGGGAAUUGCAAUUAGCAGAAGGCCGAGUCCUCGGCUUGCUCACUCCAUGUUUUCCUGUAGCUAAGUGUGAUCCAGCAUGGGAUGAGCAACAUCAACGCUCUCCAAAUGGCCCUGUUCGUUGCCCACCGUGUGAUUCACGUUUGUCCCUAAACCAUUUGCAAAAAGAACAUAAGGGUGGGAUUCCCUUGGCUCGUUCCUGGGGGUCUGUGUGUACACUGCCUGUGGCUGCACCCCUCGUUACGCUGAGUCUCUUCUAGAACGUGCAGUGGGGACGGGACCAACUGGGCCUGGGGGGGUGUAGAAAAGGGCAGAUGUCCCCCCCCGGCUGGCUGGAGCCUGGCUUUCAUCUCAGUCUGCUGUAGAUGGUCUGGUUUGCUCUGAAGAAGCAGAGACUGGGGGCCUGGGCCUGCUUUGUGCAAAGCCACAGCGUCAGGUUUGACUUGGUGAGGAGCCCCCCACCCCGACCCCCUCCCGUUCAGGGAGUGGCCUUUGAGCAUAAACCGUCAUCCGCAUGGGAAACCAUGUUUUGCUGUUGUGGGUGGUGCAGUCCCAUCCCCUGAGCCCACCCAAAAUUCCUCUAGUUCCCAAGUAGUCCAAACUGUCCUCUUUGGAACACGUUGCUUUUUU